Molecule: messenger RNA, 408 nt
Organism: Adineta steineri
Lineage: Eukaryota; Metazoa; Rotifera; Eurotatoria; Adinetida; Adinetidae
Source: the annotation of a GenBank genome assembly
AUGCAUCGUCUAUCUCUGUUACCAGCUUAUCCAACAUUUGAUCGAUUUGGACCUAUCAAUCGAGAUCAUUUACUUUUGGCUAAUAUUUCUUGUUCAAAUUUAACAAAAGAGCAACGACAACGUCGUACUUAUUAUUCAUUUCAUCAACCAUUUACUUUAACUGAUCAAAGUGUUCAUAUUAGUGUUCGAUCACCGUUUAUGAAAAUAUAUGAUGAAUUAUAUGGAGAUUUAACUAAACGCUUUCAAAUUGAUGAUGCUAUUCUUGAUUAUAAUUAUCAACGUCUUCAUACUUGUAUGAAUAUCAUGGUACAAGAACGAAUUCGAUAUGGUUUACUUCCAAUGGAUACUACUGGUAUGGAAGAAUUACGAUUUGUUGAACAUGCACUAGCUAUAGAAUUUUAUCUAUAA